CACAAAGUAUUUACAAAGCGUCCUACUCCCAGAUCUUUUGGCGUGCCUCUCAUUCUGUUGUUUUCCUCCCAUUUGCUUGGAUGCCCGUCGUCGCUCUGUGAUCCAUUCAUUCCCCUUUCCACAUUUGCCGGGCAUUUGUUUAUUUGAUAUUCACCGAAUUCAAGAUAUAGCAUACACAUACAAACAUAUCAUGCAUAGCGUCCGACGAUGGAAUAUCAAGCGUUUCUCGCUGCUGCUCACCACCGCCCUGCUGCUGUACGUCUUUGUGUUCUCCAGCGGCUAUCAGAAGUACCAGAUCGAGGGCAUUAUCGGCAAGACGAGACCGGAAAAGGUCUGGGAGUAUGUGGCAGACUUUAACAAAAUGCGUCUGCUCAAUCCCACCAUCAUCAAUUUCAAGAUUCUCGCCGAUCAUGGCCACGCCCAUGACUGGCGCUACACGGUGGAGUACACGGAGCGACUCUCCCACUGGCCCUACUGGCUGAACACGGCCACGGCCAAGUAUGUGGUGACCAAAACGAAGCCAGGCAUCACACCCGUGGCCUAUGGCAUUCAGUCCACCCACGAGACCUGCUUCUUCAGUGGCUUCUACUGCUUGCACUCUCUCAGUGAGUUUAGCUUUAGUGCCGCCAAUGAAGACACCUUGGCCCUGGAGCGCAUCCAGUACCAGUGUCCCCCGCUGCUGGGCAGCAUGUGUCGGCGUGAGCUGGAGUACCAGCGCCAGGCGGUCAUGCACAAUCUCACACAUAUAUUCAGCAAACAGCGGAUAUGAGGGAUGGGACGGGACGAGCCCAGUCCAGCCCAGACCAUUUAGAAAACGGUUGCGAGUUAGGAAAAAUAUGUUUUUUAAACUUGAAUGAAUUUAAAUGUAAUUCGACUAAUUUGGCUAGUUAAUCGGCUCGCUUAAUGUUUUACAGUUAACAUUAUACCAUUUUGAUAUUUCACGAUAGAAUAACAUGCGAGAGCGGUUUCGUUUGUGUGCCGGAAAUCCCUGAA
Molecule: messenger RNA, 993 nt
Organism: Drosophila obscura
Lineage: Eukaryota; Metazoa; Arthropoda; Insecta; Diptera; Drosophilidae
Exons: 3
Coding region: 191-769 (192 amino acids)
Source: RefSeq, a predicted model, not a curated record